AUGUUGAUCACCAUAUGGAUGUGGGUGUUUGUGUCUGUGCUAUAUUGUCACGCUGAAGUUCCAGAUACAUUUUCCGUGGUGGUUCCUGAUGGUCCAGUCUCAGCCAAACUGGGAUCCUCUGUGGUUUUGCCCUGUAGUCUCUCUCCUUCCUUCAGUGCUGUGGAGCUGGAGGUGCGCUGGUACAGGCCCAGUAAAUUCAAGACUCCAGUUUUAUUGUACAAGGAUCAGAAGAUCCAGGAGAGUCCUGUAGAUCCGCAGUACGGGGACAGAGUGUCUCUGAUAGGGAGACUGGAGGAGGGGAAUGUGUCUCUGAAGCUGGAGAACAUCACACUGUCAGACAGAGGAAAAUAUGAGGGUCACAUCAGUAGUGCAAAUUGGUAUGAGAGGUGCAUAAUAUCACUCACAAUAAAUGUCCUGGGCUCUCUACCAGUCCUUUCAUUCACUGAGACAGGAGGAGGAUAUUUGAAUGUGACCUGUGUGUCAGAUGGUUGGUCUCCACAGCCCACAGUAACCUGGAGAGACAGAGAAGGGAAAGAGAUCAAACAGAACAGUAAUGUGAUGUACAAGACAGAUAGUGAUGAUCUGGUGAGUGUGAGUUCUUGGCUGCUCUUCUCUCCCUCUGAGUCAGAGUGGAUCUCCUGCUCUGUCAGUUUAUCUGAUCAGGAGAAGAGAGAGGGCAGAGUGAUACCAGUCAGAACAAAAAUGUCCACAGCUUCCAAAACUGAGCAUCUCACACUGGACACAUCUACAUGUCAUGAACAUCUGACAGUUAAUAAGGGAAGAAAGGAAGUGACUUAUCAGCCAAGAAAAAAAACAAACAACAAAAACAAACAAAAACAAAAGGCUAAAGAGAAUGAAGCUUCCAAUUUAAUGCUUGAUGUGCUGUGUGAGAAGAAGUUUGACUCAGGCGUGCACUAUUGGGAAGUGAUUGUGCUUGAUGAAGAGAAAGCUGUUCCACCUAAACUGUCCUGGUAUGUCGGUGUGACUUCUCAUGAAAAGCAAAGAAAGAAAGAGCCAUUAACUCCAGAGAAUGGUUACUGGGUUCUCCAGUAUGAAAGAGGGAAAGGAUUCUAUGUAAACACUGGCCUUCCAAGCCCAGUGUUAGUAAGAGACUUGUUCUCCACACUGGGGGUGUAUUUAGACAUGAAAAAGAACACUCUGUCUUUCUAUGAUGUAGAUUCAAAAUCACAUCUUUAUACUUUCACUGAGGUCAAAUCUGAACGUAACCUGAUUCCGUUGUUGAGUCCUGGAGCACUGGGUCACAGAAGUAGAUUGCACUACUCUUUUUGCGGUGAGGAUUGCUGUGUUGCCCGUAAGGCCAAAAAGACGCCUAGCCUGCCAGCCACUGAAAGUGACUCAGAGCAGGGUGAGAGCGAGGAGAGUGACCGGGAGAGAGCAUCAGAGAACCGAGCAGAGGCCAGCCAAGGUCAAGACCAAGGUGGCUCCAACCCCUUUUCACCAGGCCAGAUGACCUAG
Messenger RNA from Chanos chanos (milkfish), 1476 nucleotides. RefSeq names its product butyrophilin subfamily 1 member A1-like. Bases 1 to 1476 code for a protein of 491 amino acids. Lineage: Eukaryota; Metazoa; Chordata; Actinopteri; Gonorynchiformes; Chanidae. The transcript has 7 exons. Gene Ontology annotation, biological process: regulation of cytokine production; T cell receptor signaling pathway. The record is from RefSeq and is a predicted model, not a curated record. Gene Ontology annotation, molecular function: signaling receptor binding. Gene Ontology annotation, cellular component: external side of plasma membrane.